AUGAAAUUCACUGCAAACAAACGAUCGAAUGAUGCUGAAAGAGUGUCUCUUAUCAACAGUUCUCCCAUAGAAAUCGAUGGAAAUAUCGCUUAUGUUAAAAAUGUUCGGGCUAAGUUACUGCUCAAUAACGGGAGUCUCGUUUUUCGCACUGAAGAAUUCGGCAAUGUUUUCUGUCCAACAUAUCUGCCAACAGGAGAUUACCGAAUCAAAAUUCACUCAUUGAUUACUCCAAAAACACUCUCAUCAGGAGAAGAAGUCCAUUUCGAAGCCACCGACAAAGUACUUAUAUCAAAUACUCCAUCAACUCAAACCACUUUUGCCCCGAUAGCACCCGCCCUAGCACAAGUUUCGGCUCAAAGAGUUGGUCCGAAAUCCCCUGUGACUGCUGCAUCACCGACCCCAUCUGGAGGUUCGAGCGUUGGAUCGAGAGCAUCAACACCUGCGGGAAACAAUGAUAUUGUCAAAGGAGCAGGUUUUCCGAAACAAAAUCCAAAAUGGAAGCAAAAUAAGAAAACAGUAGUUGGAAACGGAUUCCCAGUGAAAAAAGAAGACAAUAAAGUAGUGGUUGGAGAAGGUUUUGCAGUGCCCAAACAAGAAGAAAAAGUUGUUGUUGGCGCAGGAUUCGAAGUGAAACCUCAGAAAACAAUGAAACUUCGUGCAGUUGUGUUGAGUAUUAAUGAAAACAAAAAUGGAUCGAACACUCACUAUCUUUGGAUUCUGGAUAGACAUGCAGAAGGCAGAUUUGUAAGCAAAGAUUAUAAACUACUUCAAGGGCACUUCUUUGAAGGAAUUUUCAAGGAAAACACAGCCAACAGAUGGAAUUGUGAGAAGUAUGAGAGACAAAUCGAGAAGUUAUCUGGGAUCGAUGGCGGCAUAGAUUACGAACAAAAGAUUUGGUUCACUGUAACCAUUAACAACUUCCAACCAGCCGGAGGAAAUCGGAGAUUCGGAAAUGCCAGUGCAAAGUAUUUUGGAGAAAUUAUUGAGGGUGAGCCGGAAUCCGCGAAACUUUCUGCUUCUUGCAACGGGACACGUGUCAAAAUUCAGAGAAAAGGUGUCGGUGAGAAGGAUUAUGUCUGGAUGGUUGUUGAGAAGCUUUGA
This is a messenger RNA of Caenorhabditis remanei, 1101 nucleotides long. RefSeq lists its product as uncharacterized. The record is from RefSeq and is a predicted model, not a curated record. Lineage: Eukaryota; Metazoa; Nematoda; Chromadorea; Rhabditida; Rhabditidae. The coding region runs from base 1 to 1101 and encodes 366 amino acids. The transcript has 7 exons.